GUUAUCAGCUGCCGGGCCGCGGCGAGGGACGCGCGGCGACAGCGGACGGCGCCGCCCGGGCCGGGACAGCAGCAGCCGGCGGUCGCGCGCAGGACUCGAGGGCUUCUAGCCACCGUCCCCGCCAGCGCCGCGCCCCGCCACAGGGCGGCAUGAGCCCACCCGCGGCCGCAGCCCUAGCGCCCUGCUCCUCCGCCUGGGCGGCCCGGCUGCGGUGACGGCGCUCGCUGCCCGACUGGGGGCCAUGAAGCCGAGUCCGGCCGGGACGGCGAAGGAGCUGGAGCCUCCGGCGCCGGCCCGAGGCGAGCAGCGCACGGCGGAGCCCGAGGGGCGCUGGCGGGAGAAGGGCGAGGCAGACACCGAGCGGCAGCGCACCCGGGAGCGGCAGGAGGCCACGCUGGCCGGGCUGGCGGAGCUGGAGUACCUGCGCCAGCGCCAAGAGCUGCUGGUCCGGGGCGCCCUGCGCGGCGCCGGGGGUGCGGGAGCCGCUGCGCCCCGCGCUGGGGAGCUACUGGGGGAGGCGGCGCAGCGCAGUCGCCUGGAGGAGAAGUUCUUGGAGGAGAACAUCUUGCUGCUAAGAAAGCAAUUGAAUUGUUUGAGGCGAAGAGAUGCUGGUUUGUUGAAUCAGUUGCAAGAGCUUGACAAGCAGAUAAGUGACCUGAGACUGGAUGUAGAAAAGACAUCUGAAGAGCACCUGGAGACAGACAGUCGGCCUAGCUCAGGGUUUUAUGAGCUGAGUGAUGGGGCUUCAGGAUCCCUUUCCAAUUCCUCUAACUCGGUGUUCAGUGAGUGUUUAUCCAGUUGUCAUUCCAGCACCUGCUUUUGCAGCCCCUUGGAGGCGACCUUGAGUCUCUCAGAUGGUUGCCCCAAAUCUGCAGAUCUCAUAGGAUUGUUGGAAUAUAAAGAAGGCCACUGUGAAGACCAGGCCUCAGGGGCAGUUUGCCGUUCCCUCUCCACACCACAAUUUAAUUCCCUUGAUGUCAUUGCAGAUGUGAAUCCCAAGUACCAGUGUGAUCUGGUGUCUAAAAACGGGAAUGAUGUAUAUCGCUAUCCCAGUCCACUUCAUGCUGUGGCUGUGCAGAGCCCAAUGUUUCUCCUUUGUCUGACGGGCAACCCUCUGAGGGAAGAGGACAGGCUUGGAAACCAUGCCAGUGACAUUUGCGGUGGAUCUGAGCUAGAUGCCGUCAAAACAGACAGUUCCUUACCGUCCCCAAGCAGUCUGUGGUCUGCUUCCCAUCCUUCGUCCAGCAAGAAAAUGGAUGGCUACAUUCUGAGCCUGGUCCAGAAAAAAACACACCCUGUAAGGACCAACAAACCGAGAACCAGCGUGAACGCUGACCCCACGAAAGCGCUUCUGAGGAACGGGAGCGUUUGUGUCAGAGCCCCGGGCGGUGUCUCACAGGGCAGCAGUGUGAACCUGAAGAAUUCGAAACAGGCGUGUCUGCCCUCUGGCGGGAUACCUUCUCUGAACAAUGGGACAUUCUCCCCACCGAAGCAGUGGUCGAAAGAAUCAAAGGCCGAACAAGCCGAAAGCAAGAGGUCGCCCCUGCCAGAGGGCUGCCCCUCAGGCGCUGCCUCCGACCUUCAGAGUAAGCACCUGCCAAAAACGGCCAAGCCAGCCUCGCAAGAACAUGCUCGGUGUUCCGCCAUUGGGACAGGGGAGUCCCCUAAGGAAAGCGCUCAGCUCUCAGGGGCCUCUCCAAAAGAGAGUCCUAGCAGAGGCCCUGCCCCGCCGCAGGAGAACAAAGUUGUACAGCCCCUGAAAAAGAUGUCACAGAAAAACAGCCUGCAGGGCGUCCCCCCGGCCACUCCUCCCCUGCUGUCUCCAGCUUUCCCCGUGGAAGAGAGGCCUGCCUUGGAUUUCAAGAGUGAGGGCUCUUCCCAAAGCCUGGAGGAAGCGCACCUGGUCAAGGCCCAGUUCAUCCCGGGGCAGCAGCCCAGUGUCAGGCUCCACCGGGGCCACAGGAACAUGGGCGUCGCGAAGAACUCCAGCCUGAAGCACCGCGGCCCAGCCCUCCAGGGGCUGGAGAACGGCUUGCCCACCGUCAGGGAGAAAACGCGGGCCGGGAGCAAGAAGUGUCGCUUCCCAGAUGACUUGGAUACAAAUAAGAAACUCAAGAAAGCCUCCUCCAAGGGGAGGAAGAGUGGGGGCGGGCCCGAGGCUGGUCUUCCCGGCAGGCCCGCGGGCGGGGGCCACAGGGCGGGGAGCAGGGCACAUGGCCACGGACGGGAGGCGGUGGUGGCCAAACCUAAGCACAAGCGAACUGACUACCGGCGGUGGAAGUCCUCGGCCGAGAUUUCCUACGAAGAGGCCCUGAGGAGGGCCCGGCGCGGUCGCCGGGAGAAUGUGGGGCUGUACCCCGCGCCUGUGCCUCUGCCCUACGCCAGCCCCUACGCCUACGUGGCUAGCGACUCCGAGUACUCGGCCGAGUGCGAGUCCCUGUUCCACUCCACCGUGGUGGACACCAGUGAGGACGAGCAGAGCAAUUACACCACCAACUGCUUCGGGGACAGCGAGUCGAGUGUGAGCGAGGGCGAGUUCGUGGGGGAGAGCACAACCACCAGCGACUCUGAAGAAAGCGGGGGCUUAAUUUGGUCCCAGUUUGUCCAGACUCUGCCCAUUCAAACGGUAACGGCCCCAGACCUUCACAACCACCCCGCAAAAACCUUUGUCAAAAUUAAGGCCUCACAUAACCUCAAGAAGAAGAUCCUCCGCUUUCGGUCUGGCUCUUUGAAACUGAUGACGACGGUUUGAGUGACAUCAUUGGUGUAGAAAGUUUGUGUGUGUGUUUUUUUCUUCUCCCUAGUUGCCGAAAUUAAAAAGGUGUUUUCAUUUUUGUGUAA
Pan troglodytes (chimpanzee) is the source of this 2841-nucleotide messenger RNA. It is a transcript of the gene DACT1, whose product is annotated as dishevelled binding antagonist of beta catenin 1. The record is from RefSeq and is a predicted model, not a curated record. Gene Ontology annotation, biological process: negative regulation of canonical Wnt signaling pathway; negative regulation of JNK cascade; regulation of Wnt signaling pathway, planar cell polarity pathway. NCBI's taxonomy places the organism in Eukaryota, Metazoa, Chordata, Mammalia, Primates, Hominidae. The coding region runs from base 242 to 2752 and encodes 836 amino acids. The transcript is spliced from 4 exons. Gene Ontology annotation, cellular component: cytoplasm.